UCCAUCACUUAGUUCAAAUAUCUUAUUAUAUUUCGUUCGGCCUUUGAAAUCCUUCAUUCAGAUUUAUGUCCGUGACACAAAGUGACCACACGAGGCAGCAGUAGACCAGCAACUUUGGUGUUUUUCUCUCCCCUUUCCUUUGACAUCAUUAGUUCCCAGAUCAGAAGCUGUGAUGUCAUAAUGAUCAAAGGAAAAUGACUAGAGACAGAAGGGGACGAAUGUAAGAGACUGUAAUGGUCAACACAAUCCAGAUGGAGGCAGUUAUCUAAGAUUAAUAAUCCAAAUUGCACUUCACAACAAAGUCUGUGUUUGAACCACAGUUUAAAGGGCAAAGUCAUGGCCUGCAAGGUCAAGACCGAAGGGUCUACAGACACUGAGGUCGCAACAGACGAGGUCACAGCAGACGAGGUUGCAUCAGAUGAGGUCACAGCAGACGAGGUCACAACAGACGGGGUCACAAACACAGAGGUCACAACAGGUGGGGUCACAGCAGACGAGGUCACAGCAGACGAGGUCACAGUAGACGAGGUCACAACAGAAGAGGUCACAGCAGACGAGGUCACAGCAGAACAGUUCACAGCAGACGAGGUCACAGCAGACAAGGUCACAGCAGACAAGGUCACAACAGGAGAGGUCACAGCAGAUGAGGUCACAGCAGACCGGGUCACAACAGACAAGGUCACAAACACAGAGGUCACAACAGACGGGGUCACAACAGACGAGGUCACAGCAGACGAGGUCACAGCAGAAGAGUUCACAGCAGACAAGGUCACAGCAGACGAGGUCACAGCAGACAAGGUCACAACAGGAGAGGUCACAGCAGACGAGGUCACAGCAGACCAGGUCACAACAGACAAGGUCACAAACACAGAGGUCACAACAGACGGGGUCACAACAGAAGAAGUCACAGCAGAAGAGUUCACAGCAGAAGAAGUCACAGCAGAAGAGUUCACAGCAGACAAGGUCACAGCAGACGAGGUCACAGCAGACAAGGUCACAACAGGAGAGGUCACAGCAGACGAGGUCACAAACACAGAGGUCACAACAGACAGGGUCACAACAGACGAGGUCACAGCAGACGAGGUCACAGCAGAAGAGUUCACAGCAGACAAGGUCACAGCAGACGAGGUCACAGCAGACGAGGUCACAACAGGAGAGGUCAUAGCAGACAAGGUCACAGCAGACAGGGUCACAACAGACGAGGUCACAAACACAGAGGUCACAACAGACGAGGUCACAAACACAGAGGUCACAACAGACAAGGUCACAACAGAAGAGGUCACAGCAGAAGAGUUCACAGCAGACGAGGUCACAACAGGAGAGGUCACAGCAGACGAGGUCACAGCAGACGGGGUCACAACAGACAAGGUCACAAACACAGAGGUCACAACAGACGGGGUCACAACAGAAGAGGUCACAGCAGACAAGGUCACAACAGACGAGGUCACAGCAGAAGAGGUCACAAACACAGAGGUCACAACAGACGAGGUCACAAACACAGAGGUCACAACAGAUGGGGUCACAACAGAAGAGGUCACAACAGACGAGGUCACAAACACAGAGGUCACAACAGAUGGGGUCACAACAGAAGAGGUCACAACAGACGGGGUCACAGCAGAAGAGGUCAAAACAGAUAAGGUCACAACAGACUGGGUCACAAACACAGAGGUCACAACAGACGGGGUCACAAACACAGAGGUCACAACAGAUAGGGUCACAACAGAAGAGGUCACAACAGACAGGGUAACAAACACAGAGGUCACAACAGAUGGGGUCACAACAGAAGGGGUCACAACAGACGGGGUCACAACAGACGGGGUCACAACAGAAGAGGUCACAACAGAAGAGGUCACAACAGACAAGGUCACAACAGACAAGGUCACAACAGACGAUGUCACAGCAGAAGAGGUCACAACAGAAGAGGUCACAACAGACAAGGUCACAACAGACGAAGUCACAGCAGACAAGGUCACAACAGACAAGGUCACAUCAGACGAUGUCACAGCAGACGAAGUCACAACAGACAAGGUCACAACAGAAGAGGUCACAAACACAGAGGUCACAACAGACGGGGUCACAGCAGACAAGGUCACAACAGACAAGGUCACAUCAGACGAUGUAACAGCAGACGAGGUCACAACAGACAAGGUCACAACAGAAGAGGUCACAAACACAGAGGUCACAACAGACGGGGUCACAACAGGCGAGGUCACAAACACAGAGGUCACAACAGACGGGGUCACAACAGAAGAGGUCACAACAGACGGGGUCACAACAGAAGAGGUCACAGCAGACAAGGUCACAACAGACGAGGUCACAGCAGACGAGGUCACAGCAGAAGAGGUCACAACAGACGGGGUCACAACAGAAGAGGUCACAAAAACAGAGGUCACAACAGACGAGGUCACAAACACAGAGGUCACAACAGACGGGGUCACAACAGAAGAGGUCACAACAAACGAGGUCACAGCAGAAGAGGUCAAAACAGAUAAGGUCACAAACACAGAGGUCACAACAGACGGGGUCACAACAGAAGAGGUCACACACACAGAGGUCACAACAGACGGGGUCACAACAGAAGAGGUCACAACAGACUGGGUCACAAACACAGAGGUCACAACAGUUGGGGUCACAACAGACGAGGUCACAACAGAAGAGGUCACAACAGACUGGGUCACAAACACAGAGGUCACAACAGACGGGGUCACAAACACAGAGGUCACAACAGAAGAGGUCACAAACACAGAGGUCACAACAGACGGGGUCACAACAGACUGGGUCACAAACACAGAGGUCACAACAGACGGGGUCACAAACACAGAGGUCACAACAGAAGAGGUCACAAACACAGAGGUCACAACAGACGGGGUCACAACAGACGGGGUAACAAACACAGAGGUCACAACAGAUGGGGUCACAACAGAAGGGGUCACAACAGACGGGGUCACAACAGACUGGGUCACAACAGACGAGGUCACAGCAGAAGAGGUCACAACAGAAGAGGUCACAACAGACAAGGUCACAACAGAAGAGGUCACAAACACAGAGGUCACAACAGACGGGGUCACAACAGGCAAGGUCACAAACACAGAGUUCACAACAGAAGAGGUCACAACAGACGGGGUCACAACAGAAGAGGUCAAAACAGACAAGGUCACAACAGACAAGGUCACAAACACAGAGGUCACAACAGACAGGGUCAGAACAGAAGAGGUCACAACAGAAGAGAUCACAACAGACAGGGUCACAACAGAAGAGGUCACAACAGACGAGGUUGCAACAGACGGGGUCACAAACACAGAGGUCACAACAGACAAGGUCACAACAGACAAGGUCGCAACAGACGAGGUCGCAACAGACGGGGUCACAACAGACAAGGUCACAACAGAUGAUGUCACAGCAGACGAGGUCACAACAGAAGAGGUCACAAACACAGAGGUCACAACAGACGGGGUCACAACAGACGAGGUCACAAACACAGAGGUCACAACAGAAGAGGUCACAACAGACGGGGUCACAACAGACGGGGUCACAACAGAAGAGGUCACAACAGACGAGGUCACAGCAGACGAGGUUGCAACAGAAGAUGUCACAGCAGAAGAGGUCAAAACAGACAAGGUCACAACAAACGAAGUCACAGCAGAUGAGGUCACAAACACAGAGGUCACAACAGACGGGGUCACAACAGAAGAGGUCACAACAGAAGAGGUCACAACAGACGGGGUCACAAACACAGAGGUCACAAACACAGAGGUCACAACAGACAGAGUCACAACAGAUGGGGUCACAAUAGAAGAGGUCAGAACAGACGAGGUCACAGCAAACAAGGUCGCAACAGACAAGGUCAGAACAGACGAGGUCACAACAGACAAGGUCACAACAGACGGGGUCACAACAGAAGAGGUCACAACAGAAGAGGUCACAACAGACGGGGUCACAACAGAAGAGGUCAAAACAGACAAGGUCACAACAGAUAAAGUCACAGCAGAUGAGGUCACAACAGACGAGGUCACAACAGACGGGGUCACAACAGAAGAGGUCACAACAGAAGAGGUCACAGCAGAAGAGGUCAAAACAGAUAAGGUCACAAACACAGAGGUCACAACAGAUGGGGUCACAAUAGAAGAGGUCAGAACAGACGAGGUCACAGCAAACAAGGUCGCAACAGACAAGGUCAGAACAGACGAGGUCACAACAGACGGGGUCACAACAGAAGAGGUCACAACAGAAGAGGUCACAGCAGAAGAGGUCACAACAGACGGGGUCACAACAGAAGAGGUCACAACAGACGGGGUCACAACAGACGAGGUCACAACAGACGGGGUCACAACAGAAGAGGUCACAACAGACGGGGUCACAACAGAAGAGGUCACAACAGACGAGGUCACAACAGACGAGGUCACAACAGAUGAUGUCACAACAGACAAGGUCACAGCAGACGAUGUCACAACAGAAGAGGUCACAACAGACGGGGUCACAAACACAGAGGUCACAAACACAGAGGUCACAACAGACAGAGUCACAACAGAUGGGGUCACAAUAGAAGAGGUCAGAACAGACGAGGUCACAGCAAACAAGGUCGCAACAGACAAGGUCAGAACAGACGAGGUCACAACAGACAAGGUCACAACAGACGGGGUCACAACAGAAGAGGUCACAACCGAAGAGGUCACAGCAGAAGAGGUCACAACAGACGGGGUCACAACAGAAGAGGUCACAACAGACGGGGUCACAACAGACGGGGUCACAACAGACGAGGUCACAACAGACGGGGUCUCAACAGAAGAGGUCACAACAGACGGGGUCACAACAGAAGAGGUCACAACAGACGAGGUCAGAACAGAUGAUGUCACAACAGACAAGGUCACAGCAGACGAUGUCACAGCAGACGAGGUCACAACAGACGGGGUCACAAACACAGAGGUCACAACAGACGGGGUAACAACAGACAAGGUCACAGCAGACGAGGUCACAGCAGAAGAGGUCAGAAACACACAGGUCACAACAGAAGAGGUCACAAACACAGAGGUCACAACAGACGAGGUCACAACAGAUGGGGUCACAACAGAAGAGGUCACAACAGACAGGGUCACAACAGACGGGGUCACAACAGAAGAGGUCACAACAGACGAGGUCACAACAGACAAGGUCACAACAGAAGAGGUCACAACAGACGGGGUCACAUCAGACGAUGUCACAGCAGACGAGGUCACAAACACAGAGGUCACAACAGACGAGGUCGCAAACACAGAGGUCACAACAAACGAGGUCACAAACACAGAGGUCACAACAGACGGGGUCACAACAGAAGAGGUCACAACAGACGGGGUCACAACAGAAGAGGUCAAAACAGACAAGGUCACAACAGAUAAAGUCACAGCAGAUGAGGUCACAACAGACGAGGUCACAACAGACGGGGUCACAACAGAAGAGGUCACAACAGAAGAGGUCAAAACAGAUAAGGUCACAAACACAGAGGUCACAACAGAUGGGGUCACAAUAGAAGAGGUCAGAACAGACGAGGUCACAGCAAACAAGGUCGCAACAGACAAGGUCAGAACAGACGAGGUCACAACAGACGGGGUCACAACAGAAGAGGUCACAACAGAAGAGGUCACAGCAGAAGAGGUCACAACAGACGGGGUCACAACAGAAGAGGUCACAACAGACGGGGUCACAACAGACGAGGUCACAACAGACGGGGUCACAACAGAAGAGGUCACAACAGACGGGGUCACAACAGAAGAGGUCACAACAGACGAGGUCACAACAGACGAGGUCACAACAGAUGAUGUCACAACAGACAAGGUCACAGCAGACGAUGUCACAGCAGACGAGGUCACAACAGACGGGGUCACAAACACAGAGGUCACAACAGACGGGGUCACAACAGACGAGGUCACAACAGAUGAUGUCACAACAGACAAGGUCACAGCAGACGAUGUCACAGCAGACGAGGUCACAACAGACGGGGUCACAAACACAGAGGUCACAACAGACGGGGUAACAACAGACAAGGUCACAGCAGAAGAGGUCACAAACACACAGGUCACAACAGAAGAGGUCACAAACACAGAGGUCACAACAGACGAGGUCACAACAGAAGAGGUCACAACAGAUGGGGUCACAAAAGACAGGGUCACAACAGACGGGGUCACAACAGAAGAGGUCACAACAGACGGGGUCACAACAGAAGAGGUCACAACAGAAGGGGUCACAAACACAGAGGUCACAACAGAUGGGGUCACAAACACAGAGGUCACAACAGAAGAGGUCACAACAGACGAAGUCACAGCAGAUGAGGUCACAACAGACAAGGUCACAACAGACGAAGUCACAGCAGAUGAGGUCACAACAGACAAGGUCACAACAGACAAGGUCGCAACAGACGAGGUCACAACAGACGGGGUCACAACAGACGAGGUCACAACAGAAGAGGUCACAAUCACAGAGGUCACAACAGACGGGGUCACAAACACAGAGGUCACAACAGAAGAGGUCACAACAGACGGGGUCACAACAGACAAGGUCACAGCAGACGAGGUCACAACAGACGAGGUCACAACAGAAGAGGUCACAAUCACAGAGGUCACAACAGACGGGGUCACAACAGACGAGGUCACAAACACAGAGGUCACAACAGAAGAGGUCACAACAGACGAGGUUGCAACAGAAGAUGUCACAGCAGAAAAGGUCAAAACAGACAAGGUCACAACAAACGAAGUCACAGCAGACGAGGUCGCAACAGACGAGGUCACAACAGAGGGGGUCACAACAGACAAGGUCACAAAGACAGAGGUCACAACAGACAGGGUCACAACAGACGAGGUCGCAACAGACGAGGUCAGAACAGACGAGGUCACAACAGACAAGGUCACAACAGACGGGGUCACAACAGAAGAGGUCACAACAGAAGAGGUCACAAACACAGAGGUCACAACAGACGGGGUCACAACAGACGAGGUCACAAACACAGAGGUCACAACAGAAAAGGUCACAACAGACGGGGUCACAACAGACGAGGUCACAACAGACAAGGUCAGAACAGACGAUGUCACAACAGACAAGGUCACAACAGACGAUGUCACAGCAGACGAGGUCACAACAGACGGGGUCACAACAGACGAGGUCACAAACACAGAGGUCACAACAGACGAGGUCACAACAGACGGGGUAACAACAGACAAGGUCUCAAACACAGAGGUCACAGCAGACGAGGUCACAACAGAAGAGGUCACAACAGACGGGGUCACAACAGACGAGGCCGCAACAGAAGAGAUCACAACAGACAAGGUCACAAACACAGAGGUCACAAACACAGAGUUCACAGCAGACGAGGACACAGAAGAGGUCACAAACAUAGAGGUCACAAACGCAGAGGUCACAGCAGAAGAGAUCACAAACACAGAGGUCACAGCAGACGAUGUCACAACAGAUGAUGUCUCAGCAGACGGGGUCACAACAGACGAGGUCACAACAGACAAGGUCACAAAGACAGAGGUCACAGCAGAUGAGGUCACAAACACAGAGGUCACAGCAGAUGAGGUCGCAACAGACAAGGUCCCAAACGCAGAGGUCAUAGCAAACAAGGUCACAACAGAAGAUGUCGCAACAGAUGAGGUCACAGCAGACAAGGUCGCAACAGAAGAGGUCACAAACACAGAGGUCACAGCAGACAAGGUCAAAAACACAGAGGUCACAGCAGACGAGGCCGCAACAGACCAGGUCACAAACACAGAGGUCACAGCAGACGAGGCCACAAGAGACAAGGUAACAACAGAAGAGGUCGCAACAGAUAAGGCCACAACAGAAGAGGUUGCAACAGACAAGGUCAGAUCAGACGAGGUCGCAACAGACGAGGUCACAACAGAAGAGGUCACAACAGACAAGGUCACAAACACAGAGGUCACAACAGACGAGGUCGUAGCAGACGGGGUUUCACCAGAAGAAGUCACAGCCGACGGGGUUUUACCAGAAGAGGUCACAACAGACAAGGUCACAGCAGACCGGGUUUUACCAGAAGAGGUCACAACAGAACAGGUCACAGCAGACAAGGUCACAAUAGAAGAGGUAAUAACAGAUGGGGUCACAGCAGAUGAGGUCGCAACAGACGAGGCCACAACAGAAGAGGUUGCAACAGAAGAUUUCACAAACACAGAGGUCACAGCAGACGAGGUUACAAAAACAGAGGUCACAGCAGACCAGGUCACAAACACAGAGGUCACAGCAGACAAGGUCACAAGAGACAAGGUCACAGCAGAUGAGGUCGCAACAGACCAGGCCACAACAGAAGAGGUUGCAACAGACAUGGUCAAAUCAGACGAGGUCGCAACAGAAGAGGUUGCAACAGACAAGGUCAAAUCAGACGAGGUCGCAACAGAAGAGGUGACAACAGACAAGAUCACAACUGAAGAGGUUAGAACAGACAAGGUCAUAAACACAGAGGUCGCAACAGACGAGGUCACAAACACAGAGAUCGCAGCAGACGGGGUUUCACCAGAAGAGGUCACAACAGACAAGACCACAGCAGACAGGGUUUUACCAGAAGAGGUCACAACAGAUGAGGUCACAACAGAAGGGGUCACAACAGAAGGGGUCAUAACAGACGGAGUCACAACAGAUGAGGUCACAACAGACAAGGUCGCAACAGACAACGUCGCAGCAGGCAAGGUGGCAACAGAUGAGGCCGCAACAGAAGAGGUUGCAACAGACAAGGUCAAAUCAGACGAGGUCGCAACCGAAGAGGUGAGAACAGACAAGGUCACAACAGAAGAGGUCAGAACAGACAAGGUCACAAACACAGAGGUUGCAACAGACGAGGCCACAAACACAGGGGUCGCAAACACUGAGAUCACAACAGCUGAUUCCUCAACAAGCAAGCUCACGUUCUCUGAGUCCACAACUGAGUACAUGUCUACUGAGGCCCUGGCCAGUGAGGCCACAUCUGGCAAGGCCACAAACACUGAAGUUGUGAACAGCAAGGCUGUGGUUAGUAGCCAUGGCGAUUUACCACAAGCCCAUGACAGGCAUGGCUACAAACCACAAGGCCAAUUCUCACAUGGCUAUGAAUCACAUGCCUUGGCUGGAAAUGUCAUAACUGCCAAGGCCACAACCAGCCCAACUGGCAAGUAUUUGACCACCAAGGCCACAAGUGGAAAGUUCAUGAAUGGCACUACCUCGAUUGGAAGGGCCACGACCGCCAGGUUCAUGACUGACAAGGCCCUAAGCAACAAGGCCACAACCAACAUGGCCACAACUGGCAAGGUCACAAACAAGGCCACAAGCAACAUGGCCUCAACUGGCAAGGCUACAAGCAACAUGGUCUCAACUGGCAAGGCCACAAGCAACAUGGCCUCGACUGGCAGAGCCACAAGCAACAUGGCCUCAACUGGCAAGGCCACAAAUAAGGCCAUGUCCAGCAUGGCCACAAACAACAAGGCAAUGACCAACAUGGCCACAACCAGUAAUAAGCCCUUGACUAACAAGGCCACAAUAGGUAAGACCAUGAUUGGCAAGGCCUCAACAAGCAUGGCCAUGACCAGCACAGGCUCAAUAGGUAAGGCCAUCUCUAAGACUGUGACUCGUAUGGCCACAAACAACAAGGCCACAAGCAACAUAGCCUCAACUGGCAAGGCCACAAACAACAAGGCCACAAGCAACAUGGCCCCAACUGGCAAGACCACGUCCAGCAUGGCCACAACCAGCUUGUCUAGCAUUGCUGCAAUAUACAAGGCCACAUCUAAUAAGGCCUUGAUCAGCAAGGCCACAGCUGGCAAGUCUGUGGUCUUGAAUGAGGCCUCAACUAGCAGGCCCAUGAACAGCAUGGCCAUGAAUGGUAAGGCCACAGCUGGCAAGGGUAGUCGGAAGGCCACAGCUUGUAAGCCCAUGACCAGCAUGGCUAUGAUUGGUAUGUCCACAGCCAAUGAGGCCGCAACUUGCAAGCCAACAAACAGUGAGGCCAUGAAUGGCAAACCCACAACUGAUGAGAUAACGACUGCUGAGACUGCGACCAGUUGGGCCAUGACCGAUAUAGACACGACCAACAAGGCCACAGCUGAUGAGACCAUGUCCACUGAGGCCAUGACUAGAAUGGCAACAACCAGUGUGGCUACAGCUGAUGAGACCACAGUGGGUGAUGACAUGACCAGCAUGGCCACAAACAGAAAGGACACAGAUGGCAAGUCAAUGACUGCCAUGGUCAUGCAGUCAUUGCAGGCCUCAACCUGCAAGACUGAGAUUGACAAGACCAAUGUGUCCAUGAUCACUGAGGCCACAGCCAACCGGACUAUGAUUGAUGCAGCCACGAACACUGAGACAUCAAUGGUUGUGGCCUUGCCAAUUGUGGCCUUGCCAGUUGAGGCAUUGCCAGUUGUGGCCUUUCCAACAAUGACCAUGCCAGUCAUGGCUUCGCCAAUUUGGACUUGCCAGGCAUGGCCUCAGUGGGUAUGGCCACUGGCGUUUCCUCAGAGUGCAUGGCCUCAACAACCAUGGACGCGGCAACAUGGCCAAGAUCAUGGUCAUGACCAGCAGGAAUGUGAACAGCAUGACCAUGACCGAGAAGGGCACAGUCAGCAAGGACACAACCAACAAGCCCAUGACAGCCGUGGCCAUGAACCACAAGGCCAUUUCUCACAUGGCUACGAACCACAAGUCCAUGACAGGCAAGGCUGUGAACCACAAGGCCAUUUCUCACUUGGCUAUGAACCACAAGUCCAUGACAGGCAAGGCUGUGAACGACAAGGCCAUUUCUCACAUGGCCACGAACCACAAGCCCAUAAUAGGCAUGGUUGUGAACCACAAGGCCAUGACUCACAUGGUGAUGAACCACAAACAAAUAACAGGCACGGCUGUGAACCACAAGACCAUGAUAGGCAUGAUAUGCAUGGUUGUGAACCACAAGGCCAUGACUCACAUGGUGACGAACCACAAUUACAUAACAGGCGUGGCUGUGAACCACAAGACCAUGACUCGCAUGGUGAUACACAUGACUGACAUGUCAAAGUCCAUGAUCAAAAAGGCUAUGACCGACAUGACCAGUUUAAACACCAAGCAUUGGCAAUGGUGAGCAUUCACAACAAAACCUGAUUGAUUCAGUUUUAGUUUUGUGUUUUGACAUCAAAUUGGUCACCUCUAAUCAUUCACUGGACUCUUUUAUUCUUUAUUCUUCUAUGCAUAGAGAAGACAGUUUGGGUAUUGCUAGUAUUGGUUUGAUAUUGAUUGAGCAGUCAACUAACAAACUCAUGUCCCAGAAUUUAAAACAAUACACAAAAUGUGUGUAUG
Messenger RNA from Solea solea (common sole), 11280 nucleotides. RefSeq names its product titin-like. The coding region runs from base 337 to 10992 and encodes 3551 amino acids. The transcript has a single exon. NCBI's taxonomy places the organism in Eukaryota, Metazoa, Chordata, Actinopteri, Pleuronectiformes, Soleidae. The record is from RefSeq and is a predicted model, not a curated record.